CGUGCGCACCCCGCGGAGCGCCCCGCGGAAGAUGGCGUACAUCCAGUUGGAACCAAUAAAUGAGGGUCUGCUCGCUAGAAUCUCGGAUCUCUUGCUGUGCCGGUGGACUUGUAGAAAUUGUUGUCAGAAGUGUUUCGACUGUAGCUGUUGUCAAACAAAUGAAGAUGAAGUUGAAAUCCUGGGACCUUUUCCUGCUCAAACUCCAGCCUGGCUGAUAAGCAGCCAAAAUGAGGACAAAGAUGGGGACUCUGAUAAUACAAUCAGUGAGCUGCCUCCCACUCUUCAGGAUGUUUCCCCUGACAGAAGGCGGUCGUCUUCAGAUGCAUCACGGUCCACUUACAGCCUCACGAGACGGAUUUCAAAUUUAGAGUCGAGGAGGCCAAGCUCUCCAUUAAUUGACAUUAAACCUAUCGAGUUUGGGAUAAUAGGAGCUAAGAAAGAAAUAGUUCAGCCAACAAUCCUGCGGAAAACCUACACCCCAGAUGACUAUUUUAGGAAAUUUGAACCAAGACUCUACUCUCUUGACUCGAAUAGCGAUGAUAUGGACUCCUUGACAGACGAGGAGAUCUUAUCGAAGUACCAGCUGGGCAUGCUUCAUUUUAGCACACAGUAUGAUCUGUUGCAUAACUACCUAAUAGUGCGAGUCAUUGAGGCUAAAGAUCUGCCUCCUCCAAUUUCUUAUGAUGGUUCAAGGCAAGACAUGGCUCACUCCAACCCCUACGUGAAGAUCUGCCUUCUUCCUGAUCAGAAGAACUCCAAGCAGACCGGAGUGAAGCGCAAAACACAGAACCCGGUGUUUGAAGAGAGGUACACAUUUGAAAUCCCCUUUUUAGAAGCCCAGAGAAGAACUCUGCUUUUAACUGUAGUGGAUUUUGACAAAUUCUCUCGCCAUUGUGUUAUUGGCAAAGUGUCAAUGCCCUUGAGCGAUGUAGACCUUGUGAAAGGCGGACACUGGUGGAAAGCCCUUGUGCCUAGUUCUCAGAAUGAAGUGGAGCUGGGAGAGCUGCUGUUGUCGCUGAACUACCUACCCAGUGCGGGAAGACUGAACGUGGACAUCAUUAGAGCAAAACAGCUUCUUCAGACAGACAUGAGCCAAGGUUCAGAUCCCUUUGUGAAAAUUCAGCUUGUUCAUGGAUUAAAACUAACAAAAACCAAGAAGACCUCCUGCAUGCGGGGGACAAUAGAUCCCUUCUACAAUGAGUCCUUCAGCUUCAAGGUUCCACAGGAAGAACUGGAGAAUGCCAGCCUAGUGUUCACAGUGUAUGGGCACAACGUGAAGAGCAGCAACGACUUCAUCGGGAGGAUCGUGAUCGGGCAGUACUCAACAGGGGCCCCUGAGUCCAACCACUGGCGCCGGAUGCUCAAUGCGCACCGGACGGCUGUGGAGCAGUGGCACAGCCUGCGGUCCCGGGAGGAGUGUGACCGCGUGUCUCCAGCAUCCCUGGAGGUGACAUGAGGUGGGGACUAACAGCACCCAGGCCAAGCAGGUGGACAAGACACAUGAAUAAACCACCAACCGAACCACCCCACCUCACUACACGCACCCCAUGGCAGCUCUGUUGGAUUGAAGUGGCUGCCGGCACCCAACCGGCCAUGCUGGCCUCUGUGAACCAUGUCCCACUGAGUCCUGGCUGUUGCCCUGGGACCACCGGUGUCCCUCCUGGCUGGACCUCUUGCAGCUUGCACCCGGCACCACUCGGCUCUUCGCAUCCCAUAUGGCGGAGUGUGGCCAGGCUGUGCGUGGAGGUGCUGCAGCAAGUGCUGAGCGGGUGGAGGAGUUGGGAGUUGCCUCCGCUGUCCUUGCAGUCCAAAUCCAUGGCUCAUCCUCUCGGAGAUAUAAGUACCUGUGUGCUCUCGUUGGUGAACGUGGUAAUUAGGCUAGACUAUUUUUUUAAGCAGUAGAACCUGUGGUGAAAUUGAUUCUGACUCCAGUUUUGUCCUUGUUCUAGUUUAACAGAAUUAAGCUCCUGUUAGUAUGUACAUGUGUGUGC
Messenger RNA from Melopsittacus undulatus (budgerigar), 1991 nucleotides. RefSeq names its product synaptotagmin 17 (gene SYT17). Bases 32 to 1456 code for a protein of 474 amino acids. Gene Ontology annotation, cellular component: exocytic vesicle; plasma membrane. Gene Ontology annotation, molecular function: syntaxin binding; calcium-dependent phospholipid binding; calcium ion binding. The transcript has 8 exons. The record is from RefSeq and is a predicted model, not a curated record. Lineage: Eukaryota; Metazoa; Chordata; Aves; Psittaciformes; Psittaculidae. Gene Ontology annotation, biological process: cellular response to calcium ion; synaptic vesicle endocytosis; calcium ion-regulated exocytosis of neurotransmitter.